AUGAACUCGAUGGCAAAUGAAGAAAUAGUUAACAAGAUGACCACAUCGAACGGUGAGCUGCUCGGUUUGGCCUUCAUGGCGUUCUUCAUCAUAACGCUGUCGUCGACAGCCCGCUAUUACUUCAAGUUCUUCUGCUUUAUCGCCUUCUCGGUGGUGUGUGCCGUCGGUCCAGUGCCACUGAUGUUGAUCCGACCGCGAGACUAUCGGAACGCACUAAUUCCGGCAUACUUAUGCAUAGGCUUUGGUAAAAUGCUUGGUGCAUCGUUUACGGUGCGCGGUAAAGAAAAUAUCCAACGAAAACACGGUGGAGUCGUGCUGAUGAAUCACCAGAGCGCACUGGACUUGAUCGUACUGGCUGAGCUUUGGCCCAUUAUGGGCCGGUCGACGGUGGUCGCGAAGAAGGAGGUACUGUACAUGUUCCCGUUCGGGUUGGCUUGCUGGCUCUGGGGGACUCUGUUUAUCGAUCGGCAGAACCGUGAUUCAGCCAAGAGCGUCAUCAACAAGGAAGCAAAGGCCAUCAACGAGAAACAGGCGAAGCUACUUUUCUUCCCAGAGGGAACGCGAGGAAACGGCGAUAAACUGCUACCGUUCAAGAAGGGCUCCUUCCACGUAGCCGUCGAAUCGCAAGCCUUUAUUCAACCGGUGGUCAUUUCCAAGUACCAUUUUCUGAAAUCCAAUGCAAAGAUUUUCGAUCGAGGACAAAACAUCAUCAAAAUUCUUCCCGAAGUGCCCUGCGCCGGGUUAACUAAGGAUGACAUUCCGGAGCUAAUGGAGCGGGUACAGAAGAUGAUGCAGCGGGAGUACGAGCUACUAUCGGAUGAGUCGCUAUCGAUUAACAACAUUAGUGAGGUGCACUAG
This is a messenger RNA of Anopheles marshallii, 858 nucleotides long. Its product is annotated as 1-acyl-sn-glycerol-3-phosphate acyltransferase alpha-like. Gene Ontology annotation, molecular function: 1-acylglycerol-3-phosphate O-acyltransferase activity. The coding region runs from base 1 to 858 and encodes 285 amino acids. NCBI's taxonomy places the organism in Eukaryota, Metazoa, Arthropoda, Insecta, Diptera, Culicidae. Gene Ontology annotation, cellular component: endoplasmic reticulum; membrane. The transcript is spliced from 6 exons. The record is from RefSeq and is a predicted model, not a curated record. Gene Ontology annotation, biological process: phosphatidic acid biosynthetic process.